Molecule: messenger RNA, 528 nt
Organism: Erigeron canadensis
Lineage: Eukaryota; Viridiplantae; Streptophyta; Magnoliopsida; Asterales; Asteraceae
Exons: 2
Coding region: 1-528 (175 amino acids)
Source: RefSeq, a predicted model, not a curated record
AUGGAUUCCUCUUCCUCAUCUUCUUCAUUUUGUGUUCCCCCGGAGUUAGACGAAUCGUCUACGGGGAGUACUUUUGAGUUCUUUAACCAAGUGUACGCCGAGCUUGAAGAUACCGGCACCUCUACCGACACUCGUAGGUAUAUCGAUCGAGACCGGGAAGAAGCUCACGCCAUACUAAUGCGUGACUACUUCGUUGAAGACUCAAAGUUUGACGAACCAUUUUUUCGUCAUCGUUUUCGCAUGAGCAAGAGGUUGUUUUUGAAGAUUGUUGGUGAUAUUGAAGCCAACUUUAGUUACUUUCAAGAGGGGUACGACGCACGGGACGCGUAUGACGAGUAUUUAUGUAUGGCUGCUAGAACUUCACGCGAGAGCAUGGAGUACUUUUGUGAUGCGGUCGUCAAUUUGUAUCAAAAGGAGUUCUUACGUAGGCCUACAUCUCAUGACUUGGCUCUCAUCACACAAGCUCAUGAAGAAAGACACCACAUUCCAGGAAUGCUUGGUAGUCUUGAUUGUACACACAUCGAAUAG